This is a messenger RNA of Cucurbitaria berberidis CBS 394.84, 1108 nucleotides long. RefSeq names its product RTA1-domain-containing protein. Bases 233 to 1108 code for a protein of 291 amino acids. The record is from RefSeq and is a predicted model, not a curated record. Gene Ontology annotation, cellular component: membrane. The transcript has 2 exons. NCBI's taxonomy places the organism in Eukaryota, Fungi, Ascomycota, Dothideomycetes, Pleosporales, Cucurbitariaceae.
CGCGUAUUGAGGUUAUAAAGUCUUGGCUGUCAAUGAGGCAGAAGCUCCUUGAAACUCAAAGUAUAAGUGUAUACAUGAGCACCACACCAUGAACUACUAACUUCUUCACAAUACUAUAGGUUCCAAUUUGGCGGCUAAGGUCUCUUGUAGAAAAACCCCUCGAGACUCUCUCCAGCAGGUACUAGCACCAAUUGCAAUUCGAUUCGUCCCUAGGCCUUCACCUCGUCAAAACAUGCCCACUCUCGAAACCUACCAUGGAGCCUACUUGUGGAAGUACGUGCCCAAUCCUCCAGCGGCCAUCACAUUCGCUAUCCUGUUCCUUUUUUUGACCAUAGCCCAUACCUGGAAAAUGUUGAAGCACCGGACCUGGUACUGCUUGCCUUUCGUCAUUGGAGGAAUCUGUGAGCCAGUCGGUUACGGCUGUCGAGCACUAGCUACAUAUCACACGGGAUCUUUGGUCCCCUACCUCCUCCAGGCGAUCUUCCUUCUACUACCUCCCUGCCUCUUCGCCGGGACACUGUACAUGGUGUACUCCCGCGUCGUUCGAGCCGUGCAUGGUGAGCGCUUCUCACUCAUCUCUCCAAAAUGGUGUACGCGAUUCUUCGUUGCAGGCGAUUUCCUCUGCCUCAACAUACAAUCGGGCGGGGCAGGAUUUCUACCUCAUCCGAAGGUGGCCAAUUACGGGAACGGCAUUAUCGUCGCUGGACUGGGGCUCCAGGUCGUGAUAUUCGGAGGCUUCAUGUACUGCUGCAUUCUUUUCCAUAAGAAGUUUCGAGCCCACCUUGCUCGCUCAGGCGAGAUGGUUGAUCUUCCAUGGGAGUCGAUCCUCUGGAUGCUUUACGUGAAUUCGGUCAUUGUUUCGGUGCGCAACAUCUUUCGACUGGUUGAGUUUAUUACGGGGCAUGACAGCUAUCUGAACAUGAACGAGUGGCCCGUGUACGUCUUUGAUGGCGUGUUGAUGCUCAUCGUCAUGAUCUGUUUUUACGUCUGGUAUCCUCCACAGCUGCAGUCGAGCCAAACGGAUUCGAUGAUCGAGCUUACAAGCGAGGAUAAUAGCCCGGAAAUCGCGCCCCCUCGCGUUGCGAAGUACGAGGACCGUACCUCGUGA